AUGAAUAAUAGAAUCUUUAGAUUUUAAAAUAUAAAUAUUUUAGCAUAAGCUUUAACAAAUAAGAUUCAUGAAUUAGAAUUUUAAUCUAAAAAAGGAAUAAAAUACCCAUUUGGAAACAAUGAGGAAUUUGUUGUGAUUGGAUAAAUGAUAUUAGAAUUUUAUUUCUCUGAUUAUCUGAUUUAGAGAGGGUAUUUCAUUACAUUAAGUAGAUAUCCCAACAAAGAUUCCUCAAUUAAAAAGCCCAGUGAUAUAGUUUAGCUGAGAUAAAGAUUACUUAAUGAGAAAAAUUUGGCAGAUAUUGCAUUACAAUAUAGUUUACCUAAUAUUGUCCAAAUAGGUAAUCAAACCGCUUUAAAAAGAAAUCCUAAGAUUCUGGCUGAAUCAUUAAAAGCCAUUUUGGCAGCACAAUAUUACGAUUCUGGAUUUGAUUUAGAACAUGUUAGAGAAAUAACUUAACCUUUAUUUAAGGAACUCUUAGAUAAAGGUCAGAAUAUCCCAAUUGCAGAACUAAAAUAGAAUGCCAAGUCAUCAUUUCUUGAAUUCAUCAACAACUUUACGGAUUUGAAACCAAAGGUAUCAAUUGAAUGGAAAAAAGAUGCAAAUUCAGCUAAUGUUUUCAAGGUUCAAUUAGAAUUAGAUUCACUCUUAAAUAUCACCAGGACUGGUAUAAAUAAGAGAUAAACAGAAUAACUUGUAUAUCACGAAGCUUUGAUGAAAUUAAAAUAGAAAACGACAAAUUAAUACAAUUUACCUUUGAAAAGCGAAAUUCAAAAAAAUGUCUAAAACAACGAAUCCUCUGAAUAAAGCACAAUCAUUUAUGAAUUAGAGAGAUCAAUUCUUAAUGAUAGUCAGACUUUUGAAUUUUCAGAAGUGUAUGAAUUCAGCAAUACAGAUUAUUAAGAAUCAUUGAGUAAUAAAGUAGAGCAAUUGCUUGAAAAAUUAGCAUUUUGA
This is a messenger RNA of Paramecium tetraurelia, 951 nucleotides long. RefSeq lists its product as uncharacterized. Gene Ontology annotation, biological process: RNA processing. The record is from RefSeq and is a predicted model, not a curated record. The transcript has 3 exons. Gene Ontology annotation, molecular function: ribonuclease III activity. Lineage: Eukaryota; Ciliophora; Oligohymenophorea; Peniculida; Parameciidae.